AUGAUCCUCCCUACGCGUAAAAUUGGCGAGCACGUCGUCUCUGCCAUCGGCUACGGCGCGAUGGGCAUAGCUGCGUUCUAUGGCAAGCCCUUGCCCGAUGAGGAGCGUUUCAAGGUCCGUGUAGAAUUGCUUGCACCAGUGCUCGAUGCGGUGUAUGAGAACGGAUGCACGAUGUGGGACACUGCAGAUGCAUACGCGGACAGCGAAGAGCUUAUCGGGAAAUGGUUCAAGCGUACCGGAAAGCGUAACGAGAUCUUUCUUGCUACCAAGUUUGGCGUUAGAUCUGGCGUCCCGAACAGGACCGUGAACGGUGACCCCGACUAUGUCCACAAGGCAUUCCAGAAAUCGAUCAGUCGUCUGGGCGUGGACUCGGUCGAGCUCUACUAUUUGCACAGGGCAGAUCCGACAGUGCCCAUUGAGUUGACAGUCGGAGCGAUGGCCGAGCUUGUCAAAGCAGGCAAAGUGAAAUAUCUCGGCCUGUCCGAGUGCUCCGCAGAGACCCUCCGCCGCGCACAUGCCGUGCACCCUAUUACUGCGCUCCAGGUCGAAUACUCGCCCUUCACGCUCGACAUCGAGGACGAGAAGAUCGGCCUGCUGAAAACUGCCAGAGAACUCGGCGUCACGAUCAUCGCAUACUCGCCCCUCGGGCGCGGCUUGCUGACCGGACAAUAUAAAUCGCCUGAUGACUUCGACGAGGAUGACUUCAGACGCACGGUGCCGCGAUACUCGAAGGAGAACUUCCCGAACAUCUUGAAGCUCGCCGAUGGGCUUGAACAAAUUGGAGCGCGGCACGGUGCGACAGCAGGACAAAUCGCGCUCGCAUGGCUUCUCGCACAAGGGCCGGACGUCAUACCUAUCCCUGGCACGACCAAGAUCGAGCGCCUGAAAGAAAAUCUGGGCGCAGCAAACAUAAAGCUGACGCGAGAGGAAGUCGAGGAGGUGCGCAAUGUGGCGAACAACGCACAUUGCGUGAGCGGCGCUCGGUACCCGCCCCAGCUUGCUGCCGUUCUGUUCGCGGACACGCCUCCCCUCGUGAAGUAGGCGUCUCGGCGGAUGAGCACUGCCUGAGAGCAUGCUAUCUUGAAACUCUGCGAAUGUUCGGUAUAAUAUGUUUCGCUUGAAUGAGCCGUCCCAAAUGACAACGUGAACCCUCAUUGCGAUCACAACGCCCUGCGACUCGCGCGCAGGCGGAAGGUGGAAUCUACGAACCAUAGUCCAAAGUGCGUAACAAGCAAAGUCCUAAAGAGUGAUGUACAUGGAAGGCGUUGCCAAGGAGGAAAGUUGGAUGAACGAGCCCUGCCACAUCAUCAUCGCGAACACCAGGACGGUGUCGUACGGUGACUGAAAUCUCUGUUUUCAUCGUAAUCGUUCAGCCACAUCAAACAGAGUCUGCCCCGUGCCGCCUGCACCCUGACCAAGCGUUGCAAGAGCGCUCCG
Messenger RNA from Laetiporus sulphureus 93-53, 1437 nucleotides. RefSeq names its product Aldo/keto reductase. Gene Ontology annotation, cellular component: cytoplasm. NCBI's taxonomy places the organism in Eukaryota, Fungi, Basidiomycota, Agaricomycetes, Polyporales, Laetiporaceae. The coding region runs from base 1 to 1041 and encodes 346 amino acids. The record is from RefSeq and is a predicted model, not a curated record. The transcript is spliced from 8 exons.